AUGCAUAAGAUUUUUGUAUAUGGAACUCUGAAACAAGAACAGCCAAACUACCACAUUAUGACAGAUUCUAAGCAUGGAAAAGCAUUAUUUAAAGGCAGGGGACGUACUGUGGACAAGUAUCCUUUGGUCAUUGCAGGGAACACUAACAUUCCAUUCCUCUUAGAAGUCCCAGGAACAGGUCAUCGUAUUGCUGGGGAAAUCUAUUCAGUUGAUGACCAGAUGCUACAAUUCCUGGAUGAAUUUGAAGGCUGCCCAGACAUGUACCAACGCACUAUUAAGAGGAUUGAAAUAUUGGAGUGGGAAGGUAAAGAUGACUCACCUGAGAAGAGACCAGCUGCUAGCACCAUAGAGUGCUUUGUCUACAGCACGACAAGCUACAAGCCAGAGUGGCUUAGUCUAACUUCCCAUGACUGUUAUGAUUCCUAUGGGGCACAUGGAUUGCUUUACAUUAAUCGUCUGGACAGAUAA
Staurois parvus is the source of this 468-nucleotide messenger RNA. Lineage: Eukaryota; Metazoa; Chordata; Amphibia; Anura; Ranidae. The record is from the annotation of a GenBank genome assembly.